This is a messenger RNA of Ziziphus jujuba (common jujube), 3351 nucleotides long. RefSeq names its product stress response protein nst1. The record is from RefSeq and is a predicted model, not a curated record. Lineage: Eukaryota; Viridiplantae; Streptophyta; Magnoliopsida; Rosales; Rhamnaceae. Bases 1 to 3351 code for a protein of 1116 amino acids. The transcript has 12 exons.
AUGGCUUCGUGUGCACCAUUUGGUUGUGUUUUGAGGGAUCACAACCGGCGAGAUCGAUGCAGAGCAGAGAUUAAUGCCAGAGCCACGCAAACAGCAUUGCAAAAGAACUUGAAGAACUUGGUCAGAAACCACCUCCAGACUUGCGUUUCAAUCUCUCCUGAAACGUCACAGAACCAACAACAAAUCAACGAUCCAGAUUCUUCAUGGAUUGGCAACAAUGAAGAGGAAAGACAAACAAACGACGUCGACACCUUGGGGUUGGCAAAUUCGGCAACUUCAUCACCAGGGCCAUCAACUUCUAGGAGAGAAGAUAACAAUGUUCUGGUUAGAUCAGAUAGUCUCGGUGAAAUCUCAAGCCUUAGGGCUUCUUCUCUUGUACAAAUAUGGGAGAGAAGGCUAAGCAAGUCUCAUAGUAUGAACUCCAAUGCAAGCAGGUGUGAUUCUGGCACUAGUUGUAAUGAGAUUGCAUCCUCUGCAGCUUCAUCUGUUGAUGAAAGAUUCGAUGUUUGCCCCGCGCCUGAGGAUUCUUUUUCGGCUUGGAAUGGCGAAAGGAAUGCCCAAAGCGAUCAACCAUGUUGUUCUUCGUCUCAAGAACAAAGUCUGGAUUCAGGAGAAAGUGAAAGGGUAAGAGUUGCAGAUAUUAUUAGGAGAUUCACAGCUGCUAAUCAGGUACAGAGUUCAUUAUCUUCUUUGAGUGAUGAUAACUCUAGCACCAAUGCAUCACCGUCUGGCGAGCACGAACGUUCCUCUACUCCGGAUCAAUUAGAGCACAGAGGCUUUUCUCCUGUUACAUAUUCACCUCGGAUCAGAGGGAGACAGGCUUUUAAUGAUUUGCCUAUGCAAAUAGAGCGUGACAGGCAUGGAGAGCUUGAAAAAUUGGUCGAUCGCAGACUGGUUUCGAGAUUCCCACAAAAAGAUCAAAUUCAGUCUUUAUUGCGGCAUAGAUUGCUACAGAGCAACAUUGCAAUUCACGAGCAAGAAGGCCCAGAAUCAAGAUCAUCUCAAUUCAAUAAACAACCACAAAGUUCUACCAUCAUGCAUUUGAGGCCUCAAAGGGAGAUAGUAAACGACACCAUAGAUUCGGACAAUUCUUCCAUCCCCAUUACACCUAAUGAAGGUGCACACACUCAUGAAGCUAAUUGCACUGAGCAGCAAAGUCCAGUGCUUGAACAAAAUUCAUUGUCGUAUGCAAGUGAAGAUCUUCAAGAAAAUUUGAAUCCAAGUUCUGAUGUUACAUGGCAAGGAAUAAUUUCAGAGACCGGAAACCUUGAGUCGCAAAAAACAACAGAUUCAACCACGUUGUCUGAUGGUUGGUAUACAAAUGAUGCAGCAGAAGAAGUCUGCAAUUCAGAGAAUGAGAUGUGUCGGUUACGCGAAAGCCAAUCCACUUCUUCACUGCAAAUCCCGCCAUCAUCUCUACUUGGUUCAUGGGGAUGCCAGGACAAUGAAGUGGGUGAUGAGUCUGAUCUGGCUACAUCCACAUCUCCAACUCCAUCUCCACACCAACAUUUACCUUCUCAAACUUACUAUCAUGGUACGACGCAAUGCUCUCCGGCCAGAAUUACUUCUUCAAUUGAACUGGAAGCGAUAUACGAUUUGAGAAGGCAUAUGGAGCAACUGUCGCAUGAAAUGUCUGAGCUGAGAAAAUCAAUGAAGCUCAAGGAGAAGGAACAUCACGUGAAGGGGCACCAAAGAAAGGCAAUUGUUGUAUAUGCUGGGAGAUGUGGGCAUAUGUGCACUUGUCUAAAGUGUGCACAUGAGUUGCAACGGAGCAGUGGAAAAUGCCCAAUUUGUGGAGCUCCAAUAGUGGAUGUUGUGCGGGCCUAUAUGGAUACAAAUUAUCCCUCCAUCGAAUCCAGGGAGCGAUUCGAUAAUGGUUUCGAUCAGCAGGGUGCAACAGCUCACAGUGAUAAUCAGACUGAUUCAAGAAGCCCUCAAAGGGAGAUAGCAAAUGACACCAUAGAUUCGGACAAUUCUUCCAUCCCCAUUACACCUAAUGAAGGUGCACACAUUCAUGAAGCUAAUUGCACUGAGCAGCAAAGUCCAGUGCUUGAACAAAAUUCAUUGUCGUAUGCAAGUGAAGAUGUUCAAGAAAAUUUGAAUCCAAGUUCUGAUAUUAUACGGCAAGGAACAAUUUCAGAGACCGGAAACGUUGAGUCGCAAAAAACAACAGAUUCAACCACGUUGUCUGAUGGCUGGGAUACAAAUGAUGCAGUAGAAGAAGUCGAAGACAAUUACCAGCAAUAUUCAGAAACCAACUAUGAUUGGAUUAGUGAUAUCUCACGUCCAAGGAGCCACUGGGAAGAUCGUAGGAAAGCCUGGUACCAAAAGAUGCAUAACUGCAAUUCAGAGAAUGAGAUAUGUCGGUUACUCGAAAGAAGAACAGUAUCAAAUUUUCAUUGCAGUGCCUUUAGAGAAAGAAUAGAGAGAUUAAUGGUGACUCACUUAGAAAGGCAAGUACGUCAAGAAAACGAAGAAGAAGAUGAGGAACAAAACCAUGAACAAUUGAUGACUUUCCUGCAAAGGCGCAUGCAUCUAGCAGAAACUCAACAACAACAUCAACAAGAAUUGGAGAAGGAGGAGGAACAAGAACAACAGCAACAACAACAUCUACAAGAAUUGGAGAAGGAGGAGGAACAAGAACAACAGCAACAACAACAUCUACAAGAGGAAGAGGAGGAGGAAAAAGAAGAAGAAAUCGUAAAUAGUGGUCAAUAUCAAGAGGGCAGUGAUUAUAUUAACCAAUCCACUUCUUCACUGCAAAUCCCGCCAUCAUCUCUACUUGGUUCAUGGGGAUACCAGGACAAUGAAGUGGGUGAUGAGUCUGAUCUGGCUACAUCCACAUCUCCAACUCCAUCUCCACACCAACAUUUACCUUCUCAAUCUUACUAUCAUGGUACUACGCAAUGCUCUCCGGCCAGAAUUACUUCUUCAAUUGAACUGGAAGCGAUAUACGAUUUGAGAAGGCAUAUGGAGCAACUGUCUCAUGAAAUGUCUGAGCUGAGAAAAUCAAUAAAGGUUUGCAUGGACAUGCAGAUGACCAUGCAACAAUCCAUUAAACAGGAAGUUAAUUCAGGCUCAUUGUUAAGCAUUCUUCUUCCAUUCAUUUAUACUCCAAUAAUUCAACAAUUAAAAACUGUGUUCUUUUUGUUCAAGGAGAAGGAACAUCACGUGAAGGGGCACCAAAGAAAGGCAAUUGUGGUAUAUGCUACGAGGUGUUCACCUUUGUAUAGAUGUGGGCAUAUGUGCACUUGUCUAAAGUGUGCACAUGAGUUGCAAUGGAGCAGUGGAAAAUGCCCAAUUUGUGGAGCUCCAAUAGUGGAUGUUGUGCGGGCCUAUAAGGAUACAUAA